AUGGCCAGCCCCGCGGAGCCGCUCGCUCCCCGCCCCCAGGCCCCCCUGCCGGCGGCCGAGGACGAGCCCGGCCCCGGCACCGGCAAACUCCGCCCGGAGCCCUGGCGCGGCGCGGCCGGCGGGGGGAGCGCGGCGGGCCCGGGCCCGGCCCCCGAACGGCCUGGCCGCGGCCGGGCCGAGCGAGCCGCGCCCCCGCGCCCGCCCCCCUCCUCCGCAGGCCGCGCCGGCCCCGCCGGGGGCCCGGGCGCCCCGUGUGCGCGCGGCGGCGGCGGCGGCGGCUGGGUCUCGGCCCGCGCUCCCUUAGCGCUCGCCCUCUCCUCCCCUGUCCCCUCCUCCUCCUCCUCUCCAUCUUCCUUUUACUUCUGGCCGCCGCCCCCCCCGCCCCCUCCUUCUCUUCUCCCCUCCUCAUCUGCCUUUCACCUCCCCGUGCGUCUCCCAGGAAGGGAGGGCGCGGCGGCGGCGGCGGCGGCUGGAGGAGGCGGCGGCGAUGCUGGCGGCGGCGGAGCCCCGGCGGCAGCUCGCUUGAGCGUCCCUCCCGGCGGCAGUCCCCGCGGCGGCGGGCGGCGGCGGCUCUUCCUCUGCUCCGCGCUUCAGGGUUUGCUGCUCCCGGCCCGCGCCGGGCUCCGGCUCCCGCUCGGCCCGGCCGCCCGCCGCGCGGGCUCCCCCGGCUUCCCGGGCGCCGGCGGGGGCUGCCCCGGCCCCAGCCCAGGCGGCGGCGGCCGAACCCCGCGGCGGCCCCGAGGCGCCGGCUUCGCCCUCGCCGCCGCGUCGCCCCUGCUCUUCGGCUCCGACAUGGAAGAUGGACCUUCUAAUAACGCGAGCUGCUUCCGAAGGCUGACGGAGUGUUUCCUGAGCCCCAGUCUGACAGAUGAAAAAGUGAAGGCGUAUCUUUCCCUUCAUCCCCAGGUGUUAGAUGAGUUUGUAUCUGAGAGUGUUAGUGCCGAGACCGUAGAAAAAUGGCUGAAGAGGAAAAACAACAAGCCAGAAGAUGAAUCGGCUCCUAAGGAAGUCAGCAGGUACCAAGAUACGAAUAUGCAGGGAGUUGUGUAUGAAUUAAACAGCUACAUCGAACAGCGAUUGGAUACAGGAGGAGACAAUCAGUUACUCCUUUAUGAAUUGAGCAGCAUCAUUAAAAUAGCCACAAAAGCUGAUGGAUUUGCACUGUAUUUCCUUGGAGAGUGCAAUAACAGUCUGUGUGUGUUCACCCCCCCUGGAAUCAAGGAAGGGAAACCCCGGCUCAUCCCUGCCGGGCCCAUCGCCCAGGGCACCACCAUCUCUGCCUACGUGGCCAAAUCCAGAAAAACGUUGCUCGUGGAAGACAUCCUUGGGGACGAACGAUUUCCAAGAGGUACUGGCCUGGAGUCUGGGACUCGUAUACAGUCUGUUCUUUGUUUACCGAUUGUCACUGCAAUCGGUGAUUUGAUUGGCAUCCUUGAGCUGUAUCGGCACUGGGGCAAAGAAGCCUUCUGUAUGAGUCAUCAGGAGGUCGCGACAGCAAAUCUUGCCUGGGCUUCAGUAGCCAUCCAUCAGGUGCAGGUGUGCAGAGGCCUUGCCAAGCAGACCGAAUUGAAUGACUUCCUACUUGACGUAUCCAAGACAUAUUUUGAUAACAUAGUCGCAAUAGACUCUCUACUUGAACACAUAAUGAUAUAUGCAAAAAAUCUGGUGAAUGCCGACCGUUGUGCACUUUUCCAGGUAGACCAUAAGAACAAGGAGUUAUAUUCAGACCUUUUUGAUAUCGGAGAGGAAAAGGAAGGAAAACCUGUCUUCAAGAAGACCAAAGAAAUCAGAUUUUCAAUUGAGAAAGGGAUUGCUGGUCAGGUAGCAAGAACAGGGGAAGUCCUGAACAUUCCAGAUGCCUAUGCAGACCCACGCUUCAACAGGGAAGUGGACUUGUACACGGGCUACACCACGCGGAACAUACUGUGCAUGCCCAUCGUGAGUCGGGGGAGUGUCAUAGGCGUGGUGCAGAUGGUCAACAAACUGAGCGGUAGUGCCUUCUCGAAAACGGACGAGAACAACUUCAAGAUGUUUGCUGUCUUCUGUGCGUUAGCCCUACACUGUGCCAAUAUGUAUCACAGGAUCCGACAUUCCGAGUGCAUUUACCGGGUGACGAUGGAGAAGCUGUCCUACCACAGCAUCUGUACCGCGGAAGAGUGGCAAGGCCUCAUGCACUUUAACCUCCCGGUGCGCCUCUGCAAGGAGAUCGAAUUAUUCCACUUUGACAUUGGUCCUUUUGAAAACAUGUGGCCUGGGAUUUUUGUCUACAUGGUCCAUCGGUCCUGUGGGACAUCCUGCUUCGAGCUCGAAAAGUUGUGUCGUUUCAUCAUGUCCGUGAAGAAGAACUACCGGAGGGUUCCUUACCACAACUGGAAACACGCGGUCACCGUGGCGCACUGCAUGUAUGCCAUACUCCAGAACAACCACGGGCUUUUCACCGACCUGGAGCGCAAAGGGCUGCUCAUUGCGUGUCUGUGUCACGACCUGGACCACAGGGGCUUCAGUAACAGCUACCUGCAGAAAUUUGAUCACCCCCUGGCCGCCCUCUACUCUACGUCCACCAUGGAACAGCACCACUUCUCCCAGACGGUGUCCAUCCUGCAGCUGGAAGGGCACAAUAUCUUCUCCACCCUCAGCUCCAGUGAAUACGAACAGGUGCUUGAGAUCAUCCGUAAAGCCAUCAUUGCCACAGACCUUGCUUUGUACUUUGGAAACAGGAAGCAGCUGGAGGAGAUGUACCAGACCGGAUCGCUAAACCUUAAUAAUCAAUCACAUAGAGACCGUGUCAUUGGUUUGAUGAUGACUGCCUGUGAUCUUUGUUCCGUAACAAAACUGUGGCCGGUUACAAAACUGACAGCAAAUGAUAUAUAUGCAGAAUUCUGGGCUGAGGGUGACGAGAUGAAGAAGCUGGGAAUACAGCCCAUCCCCAUGAUGGACAGAGACAAGAAGGACGAGGUCCCACAGGGCCAGCUGGGCUUCUACAACGCCGUGGCCAUCCCCUGCUAUACGACCCUCACCCAGAUCUUCCCGCCCACGGAGCCUCUCCUGCAGGCGUGCAGGAAUAACCUGAGCCAGUGGGAGAAGGUGAUCCGAGGGGAGGAGAGUGCCGUGUGGGUCUCGUCCCAGCCGGGGGCCCACGAGCCAUCCGAGAAGCUGCCAGUGAAGAUGGGGGACUGACCGCUACGCGACCAGCUGUCCCACCUGAAUACGCCCGUCCUGCUUCUUUGACUUUUCUUCCUUUUAUUUUUGGGGGGGAAACCUACACCUGGUAACUGGGCUGCAGACCUCUUCGACAAGGUGACAUCGGGAAACACGGCAAGCGGAUGACUCUCCGCCAGUCUCGUCUGUAACGCAUCGUAGACGGUGACCAACCGGGACCACCCCGGGGCCAGAUCGGCUGUCCACGUGACCCCGUUUGACCUGUGAACUGGCCUUUUCUAAUAGGCGCAUAUUGCUGAGGCCUUAAUGGGAUAGGACAACAAUCAUUCAGAAGGGGGUACUUUUCCAUUGUAUCUUUCUAGUGAGGGGUCAAAAUGGUACUACUCUGAUAUUGUACUUUGGCUCUAACACCAAUGUUGCUUUGACGUUGUUGGUUCUAAAUAGGAAUUUUUACAUAUUACUGUUGUGAAUGUUUGUGUGUGACCUACUUGUAAUUGGCGUGAAGUGUAGCAGACGGCCUCAGGACGAGCGUCAUUGAGGGGACAGCGUAAGAAGUAUCUUUCUGCAAUCAGCGAUGGACAGUAGUCAGACUCCUGUUUCAGAGCCUCGUGAAUUAAAAGUUAGGUGGACGAAAGUGUGUUCUUUAGGUUUAUACUGAAGGGCUUAGAUGAAUAGGUCGAACGCUGAAUGAGGUGGACUCUCUGUCCUGAGAAAAGAGGCACGUGUACACCAUAACAAAUCUGCGAACCACAAGUACCCACCAAAAAACGGCAAAGAAUAUUUUUUAGUGGGUGUUGUGGUUUUUUUCCCAUCAUUGUAGGCAAAUUUUCUAAACCCUUUGCAUAAAGAACAAAACAAAAGCCAAGCAUAUGAGUCUUUCUUAACAGACAGGUCUUAGGGGAUGUAAAAUGUGAAUUUUAAUAAUGAUUUCUUUAUAUUUUCACUUGGUGUCAUUGCAAAACUUGAGACUCACACUCAAAAUGAGAGGUUUCUUCUACGAAUUCUUUCAUUAAAAUACCAUACGUUUCUCUUAAAAUCACAUUAAACCGUGAAAUUUAA
This is a messenger RNA of Prionailurus viverrinus (fishing cat), 4218 nucleotides long. RefSeq names its product phosphodiesterase 10A (gene PDE10A). NCBI's taxonomy places the organism in Eukaryota, Metazoa, Chordata, Mammalia, Carnivora, Felidae. The transcript has 22 exons. Gene Ontology annotation, biological process: signal transduction; negative regulation of receptor guanylyl cyclase signaling pathway. The coding region runs from base 1 to 3177 and encodes 1058 amino acids. The record is from RefSeq and is a predicted model, not a curated record. Gene Ontology annotation, molecular function: 3',5'-cGMP-stimulated cyclic-nucleotide phosphodiesterase activity; protein binding.